Molecule: messenger RNA, 1258 nt
Organism: Perognathus longimembris pacificus (Pacific pocket mouse)
Lineage: Eukaryota; Metazoa; Chordata; Mammalia; Rodentia; Heteromyidae
Gene: Khk
Product: ketohexokinase
Exons: 10
Coding region: 77-1108 (343 amino acids)
Biological process (GO): fructose metabolic process
Molecular function (GO): ketohexokinase activity
Source: RefSeq, a predicted model, not a curated record
GGAGCCGGGAGCAGGCCGCAGUGCAUAUAGGAGGCCGAGCUCAGCAGGCCCUGGACAGCCAGCGGUGAGCGGCCUCAUGGAAGAGAAGCAGAUUCUGUGUGUGGGGCUGGUGGUGCUGGACGUCAUCAAUGUGGUAGACAAGUACCCAGAGGAGGACACGGACCGCAGGUGCCUGUCCCAGAGAUGGCAACGUGGAGGUAAUGCGUCCAACUCCUGCACUGUCCUCUCCCUGCUUGGAGCCCCCUGUGCCUUCAUGGGCUCCCUGGCCCAUGACCAUGUUGCUGAUUUUGUCCUGGCUGACUUCCGCCGCUAUGCUGUGGAUCUACGCCACGCGGUCUAUCAAGCUUCAGGCUCCAUUCCCACCUCCACAGUCAUCAUCAACGAAGCCAGCGGUAGCCGCACCAUCCUCCAUGCCUACAGCUUCUUGGUGGCUGACUUCAAACGGCGGGGCGUGGAUGUGUCUCAUGUGGCCUGGCAGAGCAGGGGGGAGACCCCUUGCUCUUGCUGCAUCGUCAACAACUCCAAUGGUUCUCGUACCAUUUUGCUCUACGACACGAACCUGCCAGAUGUGUCUGCUAAGGACUUCGAGAAGGUUGAUCUGACCAGGUUCAAAUGGAUCCACAUUGAGGGCCGGAAUGCAUCAGAACAAGUGAAGAUGCUGCAGCGGAUAGAACAGCACAACGCCAGGCAGCCGCCGCCGCAGCAGAUUCGGGUGUCUGUGGAGAUAGAGAAGCCCCGAGAGGAGCUGUUCCAACUGUUUGGCUAUGGAGAGGUGGUGUUUGUCAGCAAAGACAUAGCCAAGCACCUGGGGUACAAGUCAGCCGCAGAAGCCCUGAGGGGCUUGUACAGUCGUGUGAAGAAGGGGGCCACGCUGGUCUGUGCCUGGGCUGAGGAGGGCGCCAGUGCCCUGGGCCCUGAUGGCCAGCUGCUCCACUCAGAGGCCUUCCCGCCGCCUCGGGUGGUGGACACCCUGGGGGCUGGAGACACCUUCAACGCCUCCGUGAUCUUCAGCCUCUCCCAGGGGAACAGCAUGCAGGAUGCGCUCAGGUUUGGCUGCCGGGUGGCCGGCACGAAGUGUGGCCUGCAGGGGUUCGAUGGCAUCGUGUGAUCACUGGUGGCUGGGGCACCAGCGCCUUCACCCAGCUGGAUGGCCCACGGCCCUGCUUCCCCAGCACGUGGGAACGGCCGCUGGUGUCCCUUGUCCCGCCCUGGCUCAUCCUGUGCGGCCACAGAGCAAAUAAAUCUCUUUCCCCAAAGC